Cynoglossus semilaevis (tongue sole) is the source of this 8227-nucleotide messenger RNA. It is a transcript of the gene sipa1, whose product is annotated as signal-induced proliferation-associated 1. Gene Ontology annotation, molecular function: GTPase activator activity. Gene Ontology annotation, cellular component: cytoplasm. The record is from RefSeq and is a predicted model, not a curated record. Gene Ontology annotation, biological process: regulation of small GTPase mediated signal transduction. The coding region runs from base 1027 to 4773 and encodes 1248 amino acids. The transcript is spliced from 17 exons. Lineage: Eukaryota; Metazoa; Chordata; Actinopteri; Pleuronectiformes; Cynoglossidae.
UGUUAAUAUCCUGCUGCACUCUGCCUAUUCUUAAGCGAGUCUUAAGUGUGAAUUAUGGCCACAUUUGGGAACACACACACACUCGUCUAAAUUCGUAUUGGACAACAAUACUGUCAAAUCUCCAAAAUGUUUAGGAACAAUAAGAACAAUUCGUUACGUCAGCAUUCCACAACAAAUCCGCCUCCAAAUGCCUUUGUGUUGAAUGAGGCUGCUACAAUUUUUCAUUGAUGUAUUGUGUACAUGCCAGUCUCAGUCUGUGUGUCAUUACCUUAGCCUCACUGACACGAAGCUGAGAAGAGGGGCGGGGGAGGAGACAGUAAGGGGAGAGGGGUUGGCUUUCGUAUGAUGUGAAUGGAAUAGAAUUAGAGCAGAGUGGGAGGAGGCCGGCACAAAUCAACCUGCCUCUAGACAACAGAAUAGACGAGUACGAUUUAGACGCGAAAUUUUGGGUGUGUGGCGUUUUUUAAAAAAAUCCAAUUUUUUUGUCGAAGAGACGCCCCGCAGCAGCGAGGAACUGAGAAAGGGAAAUAACCUAAUUCUGGAGCACAGCAGAAAAAUCUUGUCUUGCGGAGGCAAUUGGCAGAGAGGAACAUGAUGAAACAAGGCAGGGUCGAGCGGAGCUGAUAUGUGGAGGUCCGCAGGGGAGACAAGAUAGGGGACGCCAGUACGUAGUACAUCCUCCAGAGAUGGCACACACCAAGCAUCUUCAUUUCAAAGAACAAAGACUUUGCACCUGAUUUUCUCCACACCCUGCCACAGGAAGGACAGUCCCCCACAAAACUCAAACAGAACUAAAAAAAAUAGUUUAAUCUUCCAACAAGAGUUUUACCUUUGAAAUGUCUCAGAGGACACAAGAGGUUCUUCAUGUCAAGUGCUGUAGUUUGCUUUUAUGCACUUAUUUGUAAAAGAAGGGAACUCCUGUUUCACACCCACAAGAGGAGAUAAGUCCACAGCUUUGGAAGAAUUGGGUGUUCCCCACCAGAGAAAACAGCAAACGGUUGGACAGCAGCUGUUCCCUAAGGCACCAUGCAGUCAGAUGAUCUCUUCAUACGCAAAUUUCGCCGUCAGAAUGUGCAGCCCUCAAUUGCCACUGUCAGUUACGAUUCUAAACGGGAACCGAGUGUCGUGGAGUGGCCACCGAGUAGGGAAAAUGAGGGACAUGAAAGUGACAGCCUCACACCAAGUCGUGUGGGGCUGAUGUUAAGGUCAGUGGGCCGUGGCCACAUCAUGCAGAGAAGUAACAGUGAUGUCACUUUGGGAGACGUGGACUCUUCCAGCAAGACAGGGAGUAAAGCUACUUGGGUGGUUGGAGAAAAGGCGGGCGUUGGUUCUCAGAGUGAGUCAGGUUUGUUACUUCACAGGGAAUAUGGUAGUCUGUCUUCACUGGAGAGACAGAGUCAAGUCCAAGAGUCAAACACAGGUAACCACGGGUCCCCUAGUCCGAAUGUCCUGAACCUCAAAGACCCCCUCAAGUUCAUAGGGAUUCAGAGCAGUCCUUCAGAUGUGGAUGCAUUUUUUCCAGGCUUAUUGGUUUCCACAGGAGAUUCCGUAAAACCUGCCAAGCCUCCCAAGCCUGAAGGUCUAAGUAAGAAGUCCAAACCCGGGUCCAUACACAUUUCUCAACCAGCAUCCUAUGACAAAGGGGGUGGCACUGGUUUGAGAAAUUUUGCCCAUUAUGAUGUUCAGAGCAUUUUGUUCGACCUAACAGAAGCAGCUUCCAACCGAGACAGUAUCGGACGAAAAAAGAAUAUAACCUCUGGGGCGUCAGCAGCUUCCCAGCUGCGCCCCGUGUCUCACAGCACCCUCUCUUCACCUGCACCAGUCGGGGGAGGCAGCGGAUGGAAUGCAGAUGACGCUGAGCAGGUGCUGGUGUUGGAUGAAGGGGACGGAAAUGAUAACGAUCUCCUGCUAAGCUGUCCUCACUUCCGCAAUGAAACAGGGGGAGAGGAGCAGGUGGGUUUAGGCAGAUUGAGGGGGGUGCGAGGACUCUGUUCAAACCUGCGAACCCCCAAUGAUGCAGUGUCCGUCCUGGAGGAGCCCAGGGAGAGUCACAUCCAACAGCAGGGCAAAAGUAACUACUUCAUCGAGCACGCAGAUCUGGGAGCCCAUUACUAUCGCAAAUAUUUCUUCAUGAAAGAGCAUCAAAAUUUCUUUGGCAUGGAUGAUCGCCUUGGUCCCGUGGCCAUAAGUUUCCGCCGAGAUGACAAAGAGGGAUCCACAGGAGCUCAGCACAAUUACAGGAUCAUCUUUCGUACCACAGAGAUGAAGACACUGAGAGGUUCCAUCCUCGAGGAGUCUGUGCCCUCAGCUGCCCGUCACACCACCCCCAGAGGCUUGUCUCCCAAAAGGCUCCUGGAGUUUAUUUUGCCUGAAGUAAACCUACACUCUCUGCGCUUGGCUUCAAACUCUCCCAAAGUCAGAGACACACUGCUGAAGCUGGACGAACAGGGGCUGACAUUCCAGAGGAAGGUCGGGGUGAUGUACUGUCGUGCUGGACAGAGCUCAGAGGAAGACAUGUACAACAAUGAAAGCUCUGGGCCAGCAUUUGAGGAGUUCCUGGAUUUGCUAGGAGAGCGAGUGCGACUGAAGGGCUGGGAGAAAUAUCGAGCUCAGCUGGACAACAAAACCGACUCUACAGGGACACAUUCCCUCUACACCCGUUAUCAGGACUAUGAGAUUAUGUUUCAUGUGUCCACUAUGCUGCCCUACACAGCCAACAACACUCAACAGUUGCUGAGGAAACGACACAUCGGAAACGACAUAGUGACAAUAGUUUUCCAGGAACCUGGAGCAUUGCCUUUUACUCCAAAGUCUAUUCGCUCUCAUUUCCAACAUGUCUUCAUCAUCGUCCAAGUUCAUGAGCCCUGCACGGACAACGCGUUUUACAGGGUCGCUGUGACACGGUCUAAAGACAUCCCAUUAUUUGGUCCAUUAUUUCCAAAAGGUGCCCGGUUCCCUCGCUCACCUGCCUUCAGGGACUUUCUCCUGGCUAAGGCAGUAAAUGCUGAAAAUGCUUCUGAGAAGUCCGAGAAGUUCCGCUCCAUGGCUACCCGCACACGGCAGGAAUACCUAAAGGAUCUGGCUGAAAACUUUGUAACUACCACACCUAUAGACUCCUCCACCAAGUUCCCACUGCUCUCACUGGGAGGAAAGCGCAAGGACAAGCUGAAGGGUUCCAAAAGUGCAGAGCUGCACAGCAGUGGAGCGCUGGUGUGGGCAGUGAUGGUGUACAACAGAAUUGAAGGAGAGGCAGGAGAGCAGAAACUCCCGUGUCUACUCGGAGUGUCCGCCGAGUUCGUGGUACUGAUCGAGAGGUUCACACGUAGAGUCGUCUUCAACUGCUCAUGCAGAGAUGUGAUUGGCUGGAAGAUCGUGACAGAUACUAAGGACGGUGGACCCUGCUUGGAUAUUUUUUAUGAGCUCGGGGAAUCUGUGUCCUUUGGUGUGAUGGAGAGCCAGGCGGAGGAUAUACUGGAAGUGGUGCACAGGCUAGAGCUGGUUACUCGAGGCUGUGAAGCACUAGAAGUCACUCCGCUGCGUGAUGGGGUGGGUCAGCCUGGCUUCAUCAUGAAUGAGGAGGGCUUCGUGACAGAGCUGCAGCGGUUCUGCUACGCUGAGAGUGGAGGGUUACAACUCUGGGCUCGUGUUGUGAGGCUGUGCGGACACUCAGUGGUUCACCUGAGUCCUGAAGACAGGGUCAGGCUGCUGCGCACAGCACACAAGAUUCACAUUACUGUUAUACCCCCCGACAAUAAUGGAAAACCUCGAAGGAGUUUCUCAGAAUUGUACAAGAAAGCUAUAAACGAUGCAGACUGUAAGCCUGGUGAAGACAUGUCAGGGGAGGCCUGGGUACUGGACGAGAAGGACGUAGAAAGAGAGGCCAGGCCAAAGAUGGACAGGUUAAAUGACCCAGACGUAACAGAGGUGAAGGUCGAAGCCACGCCAGCUGAAGAGCAGUCCUGUGACGAAGUGCAACGCAAAGAAAGUUUGGCAAAGUGCGAGGAGUCACAGCUCCAAUUAACCCCUGGGUUACCAGUGUCACGAGCCAACUCUCUCCAGGACCAACUGGCCAAUAACAGCCAGCAUGCGAGUGCAGCUCAGCUUACACGUAGCUUCUCUUUGGAUACGCAGUCAUCUUUCCAGGAUACAUUCAAUGGGCACGUGUAUAAUGAUGCCGAGUUAAAGGUGGACCAGCAAGUCUGUGAAAAACCUGGGGAGCUAGGAGAUACAACGCCUGAUCUUUUACGAGCGGUCAAAUCCAAGGUCAUGGAAACAGAUAACGAUAAAGCAUCAACAAGUGAUUCUCCUCUCUCCUCCUCCUGGCUGUCGUGUGUAGACCACACCUCAGAGCAGAAUUCACGAGCUCUAAGUCUUCACAACUCCAUCACCAAGAUUCUCUCAGAAACAACAGACUCCAUGGAGGAGGAGUGGCAGUCUAUUGCUGACCUGGCGACAGCGUGUCGCAGCAUUCUGGAGGCUUUGUCGCGAGAGGACUGCAAAGCUGGAGAUGUGUCACAAGUGGGGGCUGAACAGGUCGAUGGCAAGAUGAGAGACACAAAGGACAGUGAUCCUCCAGGACACUUAGAAGAGAAGGUUUCACAACUCGAGGCCAUGCUGAAAAAGCUCCAGGAUGACCUACAAAAGCUUCCACAGCCCCAGCAGACAACAGCAAUGAAGAGUGCAAAUGCAACCACUGUUUCCUCAGCCAGGUCGUGCACACACCGAAGGACCUCAGCCAGCUCACCAGGUGGAGUCGUCUUUGGACCUUCUUAGAAAGGUCACCUUUGUUGAAAAAGAGGACAAGGCAGUUUUGCAAGCUGAAGUGCAGUGCCUCAGGCAGAACAACCAGCGGCUUCAGCAGUAGUCACAGACCACAGUGGCCCGACUCAUCAAAGUCACCGAACUGCUGUGCAACGUCAACAAGCCCUGUUAGCUCGGACUCAGGACGCAUUCAUUCAUUAGAGGAUCAAUGCCAACGGAAAGGUGUUCCUAACAGUUCAGCCUACUUGAUUUGUUCACCCACGUUCCCACUCAGACCUGUUUUCCUCUUUACUGUGGGGCAUAGCAUUGCCUCUGUCCUAAAAGACAGACAGACAGAGAAAAAGAGAUUUGAUUUGUACUAUUUAUUUAUUUAUUUAAAAUUUUAGACAUGGGGUCACGAAAAAAGUGCCUUUGUUAAAUUAAGCUUGUAAAUAUCCCCCAUUUACUUACAAAUGGUGCAAGAGAUAGCUGCUUAUCAUUAGCCUAGCGUAAAUUAGCAUUAAAUCACCAGCAGUUAUUGAAAGACUCAUGGUCAUGGAUCUGAUGUUUGAUCAGAACAAUGCACUUGUUCUUUUCCCCUUUUUGUUUCAUCCACACUGUCUUUCUGCAACAUAAAUUGCCGUUUGGACUAACUUGACACAAAGUUACAACAGGCGGCUGCCACUUCUGUUUGUUUGUUUUGGUGUAGCCUGUUCACAUAACAAAGUGUUUUAUAGAAAAACUCAUGAAACAGACUAAAAAGGACUUUUUAAAAACCCGAAGAGGUUAUUAAACACGAUUCCGCUAAAAAGAAGGAAAAUAAUCUCCAAAAUUCACACAUGCUUUUCAUUUUUUAAAUGAUGACAACAAAAUUAAAACACAUGUAAGUAAUGGUUCCAUGUUAAAUUCCCCACUGUGUCUGGGGGCUGUUUUCUAGAGGGCACUAGACUGAGUACCCAAGUUGUCAAGGCUCGCCACACCUUCCUCUGACUAAAGACAACUCCCUUUGUUGCGUUCAGUUGUAGCUAAUUCUUUACAAAAUCCAUGUUUACCUGUUCUGUCCUUUAUCAGUAAACCAGGAUUCUACCUCUAGCAGACAUGUUAUGUAAAAACACUUUAAAUGUGAAAACAGAUCAUUGGAAAAAAAUCUUUAUCAUUAGAUCUAAAAAAACAAAAAACAAAAAAAAAAAAACACCAAAUUACCUCGGGUACUAUUUUUUCCAUUACAUGCCUAGUGGUAGAACUGAGAAAUGCCAUUCAUUGUCAGCAUGAAUGUUUUUGCUUAUGUUUAAUUGCUUCUAUUGUUUACUAAAACCUAUACAACCAUUUUAUUUUCAAUUAAAAAAGUCCAUCUGAGCCAGCAGAUAAAUAUUUCUUCUAUUAAAACCAGUUAACAUCAGACCUUGGAGGUAGCAGAGGAUUUUUGGAGGGGAAAGUCGUGGAGAACACAUAUACUAACUGAACUUCCAGUCCCGCUGUACGACAUCAGGAUCAUUUUGCACAGUGACUGGUGUACAGUGCAAUCAAAAGAUAUUUCUGAUCAAUUGUGAUUAGAUCAUUAUACAAAACCAGCCAACUAAACAUCCAGACAAUCCAAAAAAAAAAAAAAAAAAAAAAGCCAAGCAUUCAAGCAUCUUUGAUGCUCUGAAAACAAACCUCCAGGAGCUUCAAUGAUCUGGUGAUGUCUUGUGUAACAUGAAGAGUAAACUUUCUUAUCUAAGUCCUACAGUGGUCCUGCCACUGUAAGAUUAUCAAACUUCUCCAUUUCUUACAAGUGUUUCAUAAUUUAUUUAUUUUUUUGUCUUUAGCUCUCUUGCACCAUUGACAUUCAAAACAUCACUUUAAAGAAAUCGCAAAAAUGGUAAAAAUGACAGGCACCUGUUUAUCCACAAUUGUCAGCUCAAACCCAUUACUUUGGGUCAUGUGAUGUCUGGCUAUAAAAUAAUUUAAAAUAUUACAUCAUUAACAAAUUAUAAAAGGUUGUUUAACUUUGACCCCAUGUGUACGUGUUUGCUAAAAGAAACUUCUACUGACGUUUAUAUUUUAUUGAUUUGGUUGCUCUCUUAAAAACUGAGGAGAUCACAAUUUCUCUAAUCAAAUUAUUUUUUAUUGUAACAUAAUGAGAAAAGACAAAAAUUGUGUUGUUUUUGUCUUUCAAUAAAAAUAUUACAUUUCCUAGCACAUCAACAUUUUGCCCAAUUAAAACUGAAGUAAAUGGUGUGCAUGUUGGGUGUUAAAAGAAAUGUCCUUUAUGUGUGUUGGUGUGUGUGUGUGAGUGUGUGUUCUCUCCAGCAAAACUGUAUUUGCAAAGUCUGAAUGUUGUUUUGCCUGAAGCUGCUAAUGUCUAAAGCAUUGAUAAAAAACAACAACAUGUCAAUAACAGGCCUGUAGGCAGUUUAGUAAACAUAAAAAAAAAACUAAAACUGAUAUGAAAAUAUUGUCAGACGUAUAGACUCAGCAUGUGUGCUCCAUUUGCACAGUCCACUAGAACAGUAUUAAUAUCACAGUGACCUGACUGAUGCCUCACAAAGUACAAACUUCAGCCAAGAAGCUGGUUUAACUCUAACCUCAAUAUUGUUACAGCCAUAUUGUUUAGAUCUGCUGGCCUUAGUGACAACAUGCCUAUAGACAGUUUUUUUUAUGUAGCUCACGAAAGAAGCAUGUGUGUAUUUAGCACAUCAAACUUCCUGUGUAAAGAGAAAACUUUCACGUAAUUUGUGUUUGGCGACUGAUUUUGGUAAAUUACUUUUUAAAAAACUACUGUGGUAGGAACAGUCGAUGAAAACAUGCCCCGCCCCUUUUUUUUCAUUUUUACUGUUUUGUUUUAUUGUUUAUAUUUCUUUUUAAAUUAUCACACUUCAUUGCAGUGUUAAUUAUUGAUUGAUCUUGUGGUCUUGAGAAGACCUUGUCCUGUCUGUACAGACCAGUGUUUUUAUUUUUUUUACCAUGUUAACAGAUGUUUUGUCUGCUUUCCUUUACUGCCAACAAAAAAGCUUCAGCCACGCUUUAUGAAUCCUGAUCAAGAACAAUUGUAAUACAAAACUGUACACUAACAAAAAUGAUGCCAAAAUGAUGCCAGUCAUUUUAAAAAUGUUCAAUUGCUUGUUUAAUUUUUUGGCACUGUGAACACCUGGUACCAGCAUAUUACGACUGAAGUGAGUGUGUAUUGAAGACGUGUGUACAAAUGCUGUAUGUACAACUGAACUAUUUCAAAGUGUAUGCAGGAAAUCAUUGGCUCUUGCUUUGUCACAUGACUGAGGGGCGAGAUGUUAAUGUAACAAGACUCGUUUUACUGUAUGUGAUAUAUAUAUGUAUAUAUAUAUAUACAUAUAUAUGUAUAUAUAUAUUGCAGGAGGUUGGUCAAGCAUUAGACUGUGCCAAACAACUUCCCAGCCCUGCUCUGUAUGUGUGUUUGUAAAAAGAAAUGCUAAUUAAUGAUCAAAUGUGAAUUUACUUGUAGCUGAUUAAACUAAAGUCACAAGAAAAA